GUCACACCGUUACAUGACUGCAGCCAGCUGACAGACAGGAAAUGUGUAUCAGUGUGUCCAAACUCACGAGACUGAAGCAUAAAAGCAAUUAGAAGUGGACAUAGUGGGAGCACUCUGUCUAAACAGGAAUCCUGUGACUAAACUAUCGGCAGAGAGAGAACUGGCAGGAGAAGUGUGAGGAAGACCGCGAUAGAACAGGAGAGCAACAGGCAGGGCUGUGGCAGUAUGAACAGCCAGAAGCGUUUCUCUGCGCUGCGUGCUGAGGCUGCAGGCGCUGUGAGGACCGCCCUGGGAUCGGCUGAGAACCUGCAGCUCACCCUAAAGACUGACCUCAGCCAGGAGGAGCAGCACCUCACCACUCACGCACACACCGACAGAGGCCCAGGCGAGACACGCACCACCCGGAAUGAUGACCUUAAAGAGAUGUUGGAGAACAACAAGGAGUCGCUCAAACUGGAGGCCAUGAAGAGGAUUGUUGGGCUGAUUGCCAAGGGGAAGAACGCCUCUGAGCUGUUCCCUGCAGUGGUGAAGAAUGUGGCCAGUAAGAAUAUUGAGCUGAAGAAGUUGGUGUAUGUGUACCUGGUGAGGUAUGCAGAGGAGCAGCAGGACCUGGCUUUACUGUCCAUCAGCACCUUCCAGAGGGCUCUCAAGGAUCCCAACCAGCUGAUCCGGGCCAGUGCUCUGAGGGUCCUGUCCAGUAUCCGAGUCCCCAUCAUCAUCCCCAUCAUGAUGCUGGCCAUCAAGGAAGCAGCGUCCGACAUGUCCCCUUAUGUCAGGAAAACAUCUGCCCACGCCAUUCAGAAACUCUACAGCCUGGACCCAGACCAGAAGGAGCACCUGAUAGAAGUCAUUGAGAAACUGCUGAAGGACAAAAGCACAUUGGUAGCGGGCAGUGUGGUCAUGGCCUUUGAGGAGGUGUGUCCAGAACGUAUUGACCUGAUCCAUAAGAACUACCGUAAACUCUGCAACCUGCUGGUGGACGUGGAGGAGUGGGGACAGGUCGUCAUCAUCUCCAUGCUCACACGCUACGCCCGGACACAGUUCACCAGUCCAUGGAGAGAGGAUGGUGUGUUUGAUGAGAACAGUGAACGGGCGUUCUAUGAGUCGGACGAAGAGAAGACCAGAGACGACACAGAGAUCAAGCCCUAUACCAUGGAUCCUGACCACAGACUGCUGCUGAGGAAUACCAAACCUCUACUACAGAGCCGAAACACUGCUGUGGUGAUGUCAGUAGCUCAGCUGUACUGGCACCUGGCUCCUAGAAACGAGGUCAGCAUUGUCACCAAGUCCCUGGUCAGACUGCUCCGAAGCCACAGAGAGGUGCAAUACAUUGUCCUACAGAACAUAGCCACCAUGUCCAUCCAGAGGAAGGGCAUGUUUGAACCGUACAUGAAAAGUUUCUAUGUGAGAUCCACCGACGCUACUCACAUCAAGUCACUUAAGCUGGAGAUUUUGACCAACCUGGCCAAUGAAGCCAACAUUUCUACCAUCCUUAGAGAGUUCCAGACAUACGUGAAGAGCCAGGACAAGCAGUUUGCGGCCGGGACCAUCCAGGCCAUCGGCCGGUGUGCUACGAACAUCUCUGAGGUCACCGACACCUGUCUCAACGGACUGGUGCUUCUGCUGUCCAACCGAGACGAGACCGUGGUGGCUGAGAGUGUGGUGGUCAUCAAGAAGCUUCUGCAGGCCCAGCCCUCUCAGCACAGUGACAUCAUCAAACAUAUGGCGAAACUCUUGGACAACAUCACUGUCUCAAUGGCCCGUGCCAGCAUCCUGUGGCUCAUCGGGGAGUACUGCGAGAGGGUUCCCAAGAUCGCCCCCGACGUCCUCCGCAAGAUGGCCAAGAGCUUUACCUCCGAGGAGGACAUUGUCAAACUGCAGACGGUCAACCUGGCUGCCAAACUCUACCUCACCAACUCUAAACAGACCAAGCUGUUGACCCAGUAUAUUCUGAACCUGGGGAAAUACGACCAGAACUAUGACAUCAGAGACCGCACACGCUUUAUUCGCCAGCUCAUUGUGCCUAAUGAGAAGAGUGGAGCACUCAGCAAAUAUGCCCGUCGCAUCCUGCUGGCGCCCAAGCCGGCGCCUGUCCUCGAAUCUGCCUACAAAGAUCGUGAUCGGUAUCAGUUGGGAACUCUGUCCCACACCAUCAACACCAAAGCCAGCGGCUACCUGGAACUUUCUGAUUGGCCUGCCGUAGCUCCUGACCAAUCCGUGAGAAAUGUGGAGGUGAUCGAGCCAGUGAAGGAGUGGGCUCCAUCACUGGGGAAGACUGGGAAGUCCAAGCCAGCCAAGUCUUCAGAUGACAAGUUCUACUCAGACUCUGGAGAGGAGGAAGAAGAUGAGAAGGGCUCCGGGACCAGUAGCAGCAAUGAUGGAAGCAGCAGUAGUAGUGCCGAGUCAGGCAGCGAUGCAGAGAGUGAUGAGGACAAGAGCAGCAGUCAGAGCAGUGAAGAGUCUGAGAAGUCCUCCAGCCAAUCAGAGAAGAGUUCCAGUGAGUCUGACAUUGAACAGAAGAAGAAAAAGAAAAUGAAGAAACCACCACAGAAGAAAAACGUGAAACCCCCCAACAAAGACAGUGAUUCAGAUGAGAAUGGGAACCUUGCUAGAAAAGCCAGCAGUUCGUCUGCAGAAGAUUCCUCUGAUUCUGAGUCUGGCUCUGUGACAGACUCAGACACCGAACACCAGAAGUCUAAAGUCAAACCCAAGGAGGUGAAGUUGCAGAAGGAGGUGUCUCUGUUGGAUCUGGAUGACUUCACCCCUGGACCCGCGACCCAGCCCAGGUCUGUCCUCUCCCCCAGCCUGCUAACAGACCUGGAAGGCCUGUCUCUCUCCAACAUCUCCACCAUGCAGGUGAGUGGGCCUGCGUUUGUCCCAGAAAAGAGCCACAACCUGCUGCAUCGAAUGACUGGUAAAGGCCUGGCAGCCCAGUACCAAUUCACCAGACAGCCCUGUCUCUACCAGCCCAACAUGGUCUCAGUUCAGAUUAGUCUGACCAACACCUCAGACCACCGUCUGGAACAGAUCCACAUCGGAGAAAGGAGCCCCGCGGGACUCAAAAUACACUGCUUCAAUACAAUAGAGUUUCUUGAGCCAGAUGCCUCUGUAACUGUUUCCAUGGGCAUCGACUUCAACGACUCAACACAAGCCGCCAACUUCCAACUGUGUACAAAGGAGGACCAGUUCAGCGUGUCCAUCCAACCUGCUGUAGGAGACCUCUUCUUGGCGGUCACCAUGACUGAACAGGACUUCCGCAAGGAGCAAGGUAAACUGCAGGGAAUGAACGAGUGCUCGGCAACCAUCACCGUGACGGCAGAGAACACUAGCAGCCAACCAUUGAACAGACGGGUGGCUGCCAUGGCCAAUGUGGGAGUGGUUCCCUCUGGUCAAGACAAUGUCCACAGGUUUGCUGGUAAGACUGCCUGUAGCGGAGCUGUUCUGCUGGUGACAGUGGAGCUGAGGGAGUCCUCUGCAGCUGUGAUCACUAUCAACACGGAGAAGAGUGUCAUGGGAUCCAUGCUGCUCAGAGACCUGAAAAAGUCCCUGGCACAGGCCUAGCACCCUGACUCCCCCCAGCCUGAAGUCCUCCAACCCACAGAGAGACACUGCUGUCAGGGACACAAUUUCUCACAGACAUGUAGUGGUUACAAUUUUCUAUUUUUCUUUAUCUCGCUCUCAUUCACCUAUAAAUGCAGGCAAGGGGAUUGUCUUCCACGUGCUUACAUGUCCUCUCAUAUGGUACACACACACACUCAUCAUACCAUACGUUUGUUUUGUACGUGGUGAGCCUCUGUUGUUAUCACUGUUAUUUCAUUUCAACAGUCAAAAGGCUUUUCAAAUCAGCCCCAGAAACUAUUUGUUUUUUUUGUGCCAAGAAAAUAGACUUCAUUUCUGUAAUGCUCUCUAGAGGUGUCAAGAUUUGAAACCUCUAAAAAUAUUAAAUAGCCAAAAAGCCAGGGCGAGUGAGCUGCAAUGAUGCUAAACACUGUAUAACGUGGUGUAAAACAAAAGAAAUUCCUUUUCUCACUUACUGUGCAUUAUCCAUUCUGAAACCUUGUAUUGUUUCCAAAAUAGCAACACCUGGGAAGUGCCUUUAUAACGGAAGAAAGUAAUGUUCAUUCAGAGUAACAAAAAUGAGUUCAGCAGUCAGAUCUUGUAUUGGAUUUUGGUGACAACAACUGAAUGAAUUAAAACCAAUGUGAACAGUGGUUGUCUUUUGUCGGUGGCAGUGUUUUGAAUAUAGUGGUAUGUGGGGAUAAUUUGAGUAUUGGGUUCUUGUGUUUGGGUGACAGUCAUGAAAAAGUUUGUACACACCCUGGAAAGAGACCUGGACUCCCAUCUAGGCCAUGUUUGUGUACUUGCUUUCUGUCAGAUGACUCAAGCUCUUCAACAUUGAUUGUGGCAAUAAAGGCGAUGGGCUGAAUUUGGUGGGACAACCUGCCAGUGGACUGGACUGGACGCCAUUUGUAGAUGAUCGGUCAGGCUUUGGAAUUAUAUACUUUGAAUAGCUGGGAAAUGGUUAUUAACCCCUCCAUGAAUAGUGUACAUCAAAAA
Esox lucius (northern pike) is the source of this 4557-nucleotide messenger RNA. It is a transcript of the gene ap3b1a, whose product is annotated as adaptor related protein complex 3 subunit beta 1a. The transcript is spliced from 27 exons. Gene Ontology annotation, biological process: vesicle-mediated transport; intracellular protein transport; anterograde synaptic vesicle transport. The coding region runs from base 226 to 3561 and encodes 1111 amino acids. The record is from RefSeq and is a predicted model, not a curated record. NCBI's taxonomy places the organism in Eukaryota, Metazoa, Chordata, Actinopteri, Esociformes, Esocidae. Gene Ontology annotation, cellular component: AP-3 adaptor complex; membrane coat; clathrin adaptor complex.